AUGCUGCGUCGCACACUGCGAUGCCUCCUGGAGCAGGAGGGGCCCUCUACGCUGAAGCGGGCCGUGAUGGCGAAGGCGCACCCCCUCCACGCCAGCCCGGGCACGAGGAAGGGCGCCGCUUACCCCCGCCGCAGCGGCACCGCGGGGAUGACGCACGAUGCUGGCGCCGCCGUAGACGCGCCGGUGGCCCCGGCCGCAGCCGCAGCCGCGGCAUCAUCGUCGCCAGCGGCAGCGGCGGCGGUCUUGCCGUCGUCAAGGGAGCAGCCGCACGGAGACGCCUCGGAAGACGCGUACCGGUUUCUGCUGCACCACAUCGACUCGGAGAUCGCGGCCCUGAAGCGCCGCAUCACGACGGUGGCGAAGCAGCGGGAGUCGGUAGAGAGCGGCCAGGCCCGUCGCAUCCGUGAGCUCUUCGAGUGCAUGGAGCGGCCCUGGCUGAUGCUCGAGUCCAUCCCCGCCCCGCAGCUGCCCAACCGGGCGCUGGAGGUCUACGCGAAGGAGUUGUACACAAAACAGCACGGGCCCGACGCGGGGAACUGCGAGCAGGACGCCGUCUUUUUGGAUGCCUGCCGACGGAACUGGCGGGGUCUGGCGCUUGAGCAGCGGAAGCCGUACGAGGUCGCCGCGCGGCGCAACGAGCACCUGCGGAGGGAGCUGAAGAAGAAGCUGUCCAACGGCUGCUCCUACUUUGAGAGCUUCUGCGAGCAGCUGCGGGAGUGGACGGCGGAGACGGCACGCAAAGAGAAGGCACUGCAGCCGCAAAGCGCCAGCCGGGCUCCCCCGCGGGGCACCGCGCCGGCGACGCGAAAGAAGUCCCCGUCGCCGGCGAAGACGACGCACGCGGCGGCUGCGGCGGAGGCUCCCGCGCCGAAGAGUGCGGGGCGGGCAGAAGAGCGGCGCAGCCCACGCCUUGCGCAGCGGGCGCCCGCGCGCAACAGGGCGGCGAAGGCGACGAAGUCCGCCCUCGCACGUGCCUCUGCUGUGCGACGCCCGCAGGCGCCCCGGCGGCAGCGGCCUAAGCCGAAUAGAGCGCAUAGAGCAAAGUCGCAGCCCCCCAAGAAGUCCGUGGCGAAGAGGAGGAGGAGCCACGCACGAUGA
This is a messenger RNA of Trypanosoma conorhini, 1098 nucleotides long. RefSeq lists its product as uncharacterized. NCBI's taxonomy places the organism in Eukaryota, Euglenozoa, Kinetoplastea, Trypanosomatida, Trypanosomatidae. The coding region runs from base 1 to 1098 and encodes 365 amino acids. The record is from RefSeq and is a predicted model, not a curated record. The transcript has a single exon.